UCCUCACAAACAGAGAUGGAGUCCAUCUGUUAUGACACAUUUGAAGAAGCAGAUACAGUUGUAUGGGAUCCAGAUGACAGCCUUGUUAUAAUAGAUCAGGAUGAGGCGGCAGUAACCAUUGGGAGUACUGAGAUGUAUGGAGGGACUGAACAGGCUUCACAACUCCCGUUACCUUCUGACAAUGAACUGGCUUCACAAGUUGUACAGUCCCUACAAGAGGAGGGACCACAGACUGCACAGGACAGUGGAACACAUCGUUUACCGCAAGACUUGUUCUCAAUUUCAAGCAGUCCGCUAUCCCCUUCAACCUCACCGAACAAUCUAGGAGAUCCAAGGACACCAUGGCGUGCAGCCAUUUGUAGGAUCAAGGUUGUUGAUGAUCUUUUGUCUGUGUUUAUGGACUGCAGCAUAAUGGAAUUCAAUUUAAAGAUUAAGUUUGUAAAUGAAAACGCUAUUGACGAUGCUGGUGUGUCAAGGGAGGCUUACAGUGCAUUCUGGGAACAAUUUCUUGAACAGUGUGAAGGGGAAACAGAGCGGGUUCCAAGGCUCAGGCCAGAUUUCUGUGAGGCUGAAUGGCAAGCGGUUGGGCGGAUCUGGGUGAAAGGAUUAUUAGACCAUGGUGUCAUGCCAGUGAGGCUAUCAAAGGCUUUCGUGUUAGCUUGCAUCCAUGGCAUUGACUCAGUUGAUCGAGACAUCCUAAUUUCAUCAUUCCUUAACUACCUUCCUCCCAUUGAGAGGUCAGCAGUUGAGAAGGGCCUCCAGGGCACAAUGGAGGAAAGUGAUGAAGAGGACUUGCUUGACAUAUUUACAAGGAUGGGUUCCCACUGCCUCCCGCCAAAGAAUAUCUUACAGCCUUCCAUUGAAACAAUGGCUCAUAAAGCCCUUCUACAAGAGCCCAAAUAUAUUCUUGAUUGUUUCGCCACAAUAUUGCAUCUUGUGCAUUACAAAUUACCGGACAAGGAAAGUGUGUUGUCCUUGUAUGAUUCAAAGAAGGCCACAGGCAAAAGAGUGUUGCAACUGCUUGAAACAACCAAGACGGUGUUGUCUCAGGGGGAGCAAGCAACCUUUAACUAUCUUCAACGUUAUGUGAAAAAUGCUGAUCAAACCAAAGCUGAAAAAAUCCUGCGUUUCUGGACUGGUUCCUCUGUCAUCUGUGUUGACAAAAUUCUCGUAUGCUUCAAUGGUGAAAGUGGACUCAACAGAAGGCCUGUUGCCCAUACCUGUGGAGCCACACUUGAAGUACGAUGUACAUACAGCUCUUACCCUGAAUUCCGCACAGAGUUUGACAAUAUUUUGUCCAGUAACCACUUAGAAAUGGACAUCCUCUAAACCUGACAACUCUCCUGAUCAGGCCUAUAUAUUUAUGUGCAUGCGAGUGUGUAUGUAUACACAC
Messenger RNA from Hippocampus zosterae (dwarf seahorse), 1393 nucleotides. RefSeq lists its product as uncharacterized. NCBI's taxonomy places the organism in Eukaryota, Metazoa, Chordata, Actinopteri, Syngnathiformes, Syngnathidae. The coding region runs from base 16 to 1329 and encodes 437 amino acids. Gene Ontology annotation, molecular function: ubiquitin-protein transferase activity. The transcript has 3 exons. The record is from RefSeq and is a predicted model, not a curated record.